AAAUGACAACUGACUUUAAAGUUCUAACCUAUUGCGAAUAAAUGAUCAAAUAUAUUCACAAAUUAAAUUCGAAUCUUUAAUCUAAAUAAUCACACGCUCUUAUUCCCGUUGUGUUGUGAGUUUUAUUUGUGCUUUUAUUGAAAUCAUGUUUAUUGUGGGUAAACCGAGUUUGAGUAAAAUAGCACACUUAUAAUGUGGUAGUAGAGUAUAUUUCCAAGACACUUUAAGAAAAAUGAGCACUAAAAAGUCAACAAAACAAAAAAAUGGAACGCAUAAUUUUAAACAUACCCCAAAAAACGAAAAUGCAGAGAUUCAAAAGAAUGACGUUCUUGUUUUGCCACCAGAUCUUUUGCAGCAGUUAGGCAUUAAUCUGGAAAAUAUUCAAGCACCGCAAGAUUCCUCAUUAGUAAAAAAUGCAGGUACUUGUAGUAAAUUGAAACAGAUUCUAAAAAAUUCAGAAGCAUCUGAAUUGCAUCCAGACGUGAAAUAUAUUCAUAAUGAAGAUAAAGAUAGAUCUAUUUUAGAAACAGCUAAUUUGAUGAGAGCAUCUGUACUUCUUAGCCCAACAUUUCAUUUAUUGAAACCCUACAUUAAUUUAGAUACAGAAAGUAACCCUGAAACAUGCAUUGACGAAUUUGUUGCUGAAUGUGCUGAUAACAUUCUGUAUGAAGAUUUUUAUAACAAAGAUGAGCUAAAUGCAGAUGACAGAAUGAAAUGUGUUGGUAUACAAAUAAAUGAUACUAAGGAAGAUACAUCAAGAGAUAAAAUACAAUCUAUUAAGCCUAUUAGUAAAGAUAUAGAUAGCACUGUGCAUGUAUUAGAAAAAGGCUUGAAAAAUUACAAUUUUGUACCUCAAGAGAAUCUGAAAGAAUCGGAAAGUAAAAUAAACAUACAAACACCAGAGGAGCUAUUCCAAAGUGAUAAGAUUUUAAAUAAAAAAGAAGCAUUUGAUAAAAAUGAUAUGGUAACAGAAACUACCGAUGUUAUAAUUACUAUGAAUAAAGAAACAACAAAUAAUUAUGAAUCAACAUCAAAUAUUGAACAUCAGUAUCACAUUGAAAAGAACCACCCAGGUGAAGAUAUUUUUCCAAAAAAUAUAAACCAAUUGAAAGAAAAUGUAGGUGAAGAAAAAUGUAAUUCAAAUGCCAAUUGCUUUCAAGAAGAAUGUGAUGACAACAUUGAUGAAACUCAUAACGCUUCUAAAAUUAGUAACGUGGACAAUAAUAAAGAAGCACAAGUUUGUUAUAAUACUUUAAACAACCAUUCCCAAUUUGAAAAUGUUGAAUCUAGUUCAAGCUUAGACAAAGAAUUACAAUUAAAAGAGCUCAUUGUGGAACCAAAAUUUUGUAAAGAUAUGAAUCUGCAGGCAAAUUCAGAAAUACAUACCAGCGGUAAUGGUAAUCUUUAUUUACCUAGUAUAUCAGAGUGCAAAAACAAUAUUGAACAUACACCGAAUAUUGCCAUGAGUGAUGAAGGACAUAAUAGUAUUGACUCAUAUGAUAAACUAUUUAACACUCAACAGACAGAGUAUAAAAAAUAUAAUUUGGAUAAAAGUCAAAUCACGUAUGAAAGUAACCCAGAUAGUUGUAACUGUGCAACUAAAAAAACAUGUAUGUGUCAUGUUGAUAAUAUAGACACCACAUCGUCAGAGUCAAAGGUUCCUUUAGGGAAGGUAAAAGAAAUUGCCUUUUAUUUAAGUCAAAUUUGUUACACAGGUCUAAAUAGACAGAACAGUAUGACUAAAAAUUUUAAUACAACAGGUAAUUCGAAAUUAUGUAUUCAAGGUGUUGAAAAACCUGGUGGAACUAUGGAAAAAGUACAUUUAAAUAGAAAUAUAAGAACUUACUCUAGAAAUAAAAAUCCUAAAUUUUCUAAUGUUAUUAGUAGUCUUAUAUCUAAUUCGGAACAUAAAAUUGUAAAUAGUGAUAUUGAUUAUAAAUUAAAUGAUAUAAAUAUAUGUUCUGCUGGCACCAACAAGCAUAAUUUUUGUCUAUGUGGGGAUUUUGGUACCUUUAUCAAUGUUGAUAACAGCUAUGAGCAUAUCCACUUUUGGAAACGAAAGGAUGCUCAAUGUUCAGUUGAGACUUUGCUAAGUAUAUAUGAGGAAAAUAUUUUAAAAGAUAAAUAUAAGGAAGAUAACAUAAGCUUUCAUGAAAUUGAAGACAUAGAAGAAGCAAAGCAAUUAGAUAUACCUGAUGAUUCAGCAAUGGGCAUAUGCUGCUGGAAUUAUACUGCAAAUAUCCGUGCAAAAGGACACCAAGAGCUUAAUAAGCUUAAGAGCUUAAAACUACAAAAUAUCAAAACAGCUUCUAACAAGGGUAAAAGAAAACGGCCAGAUAAAAUGUCAGAGAGUGAAUCAGACUGUCAAACGCCCAAUGCAAAAAAAGCAGCUGUAUUGGUAAAAUGUGGAGUUUGUAAUUGUUAUAUCUUGAAAAAUGAAUGGGACAAUCAUAUAUCGGAAGAACAUUGUUUCAUAGCUUGGAGGGAGGACCAAAAAAUAGACUUUAAAAACAAAGAUUUACUUGUUAAGUUAAAUGAAAGGUUAUACAGUACUGAUAAAUUAAUAUGUACAUUUUGUGAAAGAGAAUUAUAUGAUGUUUCGAAAUUUAUUAAACAUGUUUCGAAAUGUAAAGAGCGAAAGUUUGCCGGAAAAUCUACUAAUAUAACAGAACAUUCCGAAAUUUGUAUAGAAGUGUCUACGUUACCGGUAGAAUUUGAGCAAAAUUAUGAAGUCCCUGUGCAACAUAAUAAAUCUAAGGAACAGAUCAUUAAGGAGCAAAGACACAAAAAAAUUAAAUUUAAUAUUGAAGAACAAAUAGCAGCCCCAGGACAAUCUAUGUUACAAGUAAAUAUUGAUGAAAAUCAAGCACUUGAAAGACAAGUAUUACAAAGAAAAAAACAAAAUCCAGUACUGAAAAUGCCUGUAUUACAGGUAGAAACUGAUGUUAAACAAGUGUCCCAAGGAUCUGUAUUAAAAGUAGAAAUAAGUGAAAAAGAAGCACCUGAAGAAUAUGUUUUACAAGUAGAAACUGGUGAAGAACAUGCACCUGAAGUAUCUGUAACACAAGUAAAAAUGGGAGAUAAAAAUGUUACAUGUAGAGUGUGUAAUGAACUUGUUUCUGAUAGUUUAUGGGUAGAGCAUAUAUCCCAAAAACAUAACUAUAUAGCCUGGAAAGAUAAUGAACCACCUUUGGAUUGUGAAGACGAGGAUGAGAUUCGUGAUUACCUUAAUUGUAUAAUAAAAGUAAUUGGGGAAUUAAUAUGUAAAGAAUGCGGUCUGAAGCGAAAAUUCGCAAAAUCUUAUUUAAAGCAUAUUAAGAAUUGUCAAAAUACGGAACAGUCAGAUGACCAAGUACAUGCCAAAAAAAAAUCAACACCAGUUGUUGUGAAAACUGAAAAGUUAGAUUCUGUAAAAACUAAAAAAGUAAAAGCAGAAAAAAACAAAAAAGUAGACACAGUUUAUACCAUAGAAGUAAAUACAGAAAAUAUCAAAAAAGAAAAAGCUGAAGAAAAACGAAAGCCAGAAAUAGACAAUCGGAUUGUUACAUGCGGUGUCUGUAAGCUAAAACUUACCAAUGCUAAUUGGAUAGAACAUAUACUCAAAGAACACGAUUAUUUAGCGUGGCAGGAUGGACACCCUGAAAUUGAUGUAAACAAUGCUCAACAAGUAUAUGAUCACUUAUUCAAUAUAUCAAAGCAAAACGAUGGAUUAAUUUGUAACAAAUGUGGACUACACCGUAAAUAUGUCAAGAGUUAUUUGAAACAUAUAGAAACAUGCGAAGGCGCAGUGAAUGAGUCUACUUUGGAUACAAGCACCGUAGAUACACUUAUUCUGGACCUUAGUAGUGAUGAGGACACAAAAUGCGGAGUCUGCAAAAUGGUUGUGGAAAAAAAGAAUUGGUUUCACCAUGUACAUUUAUGUCACGCUUAUUUGGCUUGGAAAGAAGGGAAACCAGCUUUGGAUCUGGAAAAUAAGGAAGAAAUUCAAUGUUAUUUAUACUUAGUAAGCAAAAAAUACAAUGGAUUAAUAUGUAAUAAAUGCGGCCUGAAUAGAAAAUAUGUAAAAGCUUAUUUGUCCCACUUAGAAUCUUGUAAUUCCGAAUUGCUUGAUUCUGCAGUGAUUGUGGAUGGUCCUGCUAAUAAAGAUUUGUACGAAUGCGGUGUUUGUUCCGAAAAAGUUCAUCCAAGCGAUUGGAACACCCAUGCCAUGAAAUUGCAUUAUAAUUUAGCUUGGAUUGUAGGCAAUUUUCCUGUUGACACAAAAAACAGUAGUGUUGUCGAAAAACAUUUGAAGGAGUACAAGCAAGAAGUUGGCCAACUAAAAUGUAACGAAUGUGGGACUACAAGAGUCUCACCUAUGGGCUUUUACGCGCACAUCAUACAAUGUGGAAAAUCGGAAGAGGAGAUCGAUAAAUAUAAAAUAUAUUGUGAACUAUGCGAUAGUAAAUAUCUAUUUAUCUAUAAACGCCAACACGCAGUUAUGCAUAAGGAACAAGAAUAUAAAGAAAUAAAGUUAAAAGAACAAACGCAGGAGAAUAUGUGUAUGGUGGUCCCGAAAACUGAGCAAACUGAGCAAUUAUCGGACAAAAGACGGGCUGCUGAAAGGGCACGGCAAUUCAUCGAAAAAUCUGAAACGUUUGUAUACAACUGCUCCAAUUGCGGCUACGGUACUGACGAGCAGGCAGAAUCAGACGACCACAUUUGUGGUAAAAUUAAUUACAAGGAGUAUGUUGAUUCCGAAGACUCCGCGGUAAUCGGAUCAUCGGAUGACGAAUCAGUGGAGAGCGCUGUAGAUUCCAACUUGUCAGACGAAGAGAUUCGACCAGAACAUGCCAGAAGAAAAUGGCGCGGCGACUCAAGUUCGGCAGCAGCAAAAGUACCAAGAAUUCCAUUUAGUGUUAGAUAUGCAAAAUCAUAUUUGAAACAAAGCGCAGACGACUACCGUAAGACGUUUUUGACAAAUGAAACGCUAUACCCUCAGUGGCGAAGUUGCAGCAUGGAGUUAGUUGCAGACGACCAAACUGAUAGUUAUUUGCCCCCUCUAAAGGAAUCAUGUAAAGUGAUUAUCGGUAGAUCUGAUCCCAUGACGUAUAAACAGUUUGAAGCCAAACAGCAAAAAGGGUACUCCAUAUUCGUUGGUGGGUGUAUUCAAUGCAUUUCAUGGGCUCCUCCCCACAAGGACGAUAUCAGCGAUGAUUAUGGCCACUUCAUGGCCGUAGUUUGUCAUAACGAUGUUGACUUACCUCGUCUUGAUUACGAGAAGACGUACGAGUAUUCGGGACUGGUGCAAAUAUGGGACUUUGGAGAUCUAUCAAGUAUGAAGCCAAAAUUUGCUCUAGGAAUAGCUCACAAUUACGGAACGAUUUGGGCAAUUGAUUGGUGCCCUUCAGGGGCGAGGGAUGUUCUUUCUUCUUCAGCGAGUGAAGAUGAAUCAGAAUCAGGUUCAGAUACUUUUCUGAGGCUUGGCCUUUUGGCUAUAGCAUGCUCGAAUGGUUCUGCUUACAUCUUCUCUGUACCUUAUCCUUCUUCUGUAAAAGCAAGCGAUAAAAAUAUUUAUAAAUUCACUCCAGUGGCAGAACUUCGUUUAUCUAGAGGAAAGCAAACUGUAUUUCAAGCUACAUCUAUUAGUUGGUGUCUGCAAAAAGAUCAUGCUACUGUCGUGGUGGGAUACUCAAGCGGUACUGUUGCAUUUUUCAAUUUGGAAUGCAAUUCUCCUCUAUUGAUGGAAACCGAAGGCGAAGUCAAUAUAUUAUAUCCUUUUAAGGACGAGAGACCACAUAGCUCUUCUAUAACAGAUGUAAAGACGUUCCCGAGUAGCGUGGGAGCCGGGUUGGUGAGCAGUGUAUCACCGACGGGCAGUCAGGCCGUUCAGCAGCGAGGCGCUGUCCGCAUACACAAGCACAUUUCAGCUAACUCUGGUGUGUUUGCGCCGCACUGGCCCGCUCUUAUGCUCUCAGGAAACGAAAUUAUCGUGAACCAAUCAGUGAAUGAGCUAGAUUUCUGGGGGCUCGGGCGCCGUACAGGAGUAGUACAGAAGUGUUGCGGGUGUCUGCACUGUGGCCAUAUGGCUACAUUCGUGCCGCCCGUCAUGAAGAUCCUGACUACCCACCCGGCAUACAUCGAUUUCCAGAAAGCGCCACUAGCCGUGUUUCAAAUGAGGCCACUGUCUGAUCGGAAGAGACCAAAACAGAAGGACGAUAUGCUAGAAGUGAAGUUGGAACCUCUCACUUACCACGAUGCAGUGAAAUCGUACGCGUUAGACUUCAAACUUAUGAAGGACCUUGAUAAGCACUCCUUCAAAGAGAUCAAUAGACCGAGGAUGCAAUAUCCGGAGCGAUUUCCUCUCAGCGAUGUCUCGUCCAUGGCUUUCUAUCCGUCGCCGAAUCACCACAGAAAACUAGCCGUCGCCACACACGCUGGAGUUAUAUUUAUUAUAACCGAUGAUAAUUGUUUAUGAAAAAAUUCAAUAUAGUAUGGUUUUUGGUUUUCUAGUGAUAAAAGGUCCGAAAGGUGAAAUUGACGUAAUAAUACCUCAGAACAAUAAAUAAGUAUAGAAGGGGAGGUUUAGAUAUUUCUAGUAGGUAUAGUUCGAUUCAAACUUUAUGUCGAAGCGGAAGUUAGGUGCGAGUGUAGCUUCGCGCUGGCAGCCAACUGUACAGUCUCGCUGAUUGGCUGAUACCGAAUAUUGAACUCUGCGCAUCGAAGUUCGAUAAGUCAUAAUGCUUGAUUCGAACUAUACAUUGUCAAGGAAUUUUCUUAUUUCGUGCUUAUUCAUUGUAAAAUCUGAGAAGAAUACGGUAUUAUUUACGCUAUACCAAAGAAUCUUUUGAAAUUACAGCAUACAUUUAAAACAUGAAAGAAUUAAGAUUUUAUUUAUUUUUUACGUACAAUUAAGAAAUCAUGGUCUUCGUAUUAUCUGUAAUUUGUAGAAUAAUUAAGUGUAUCAGAGUCUGUCUAAAGUUAACAUUCAUUCAAAAAAAGUUGUCACAAACAGAAACCAUACAUAAAAUCAAGAGAUUUGCGAUGUGGAAGUGGAUGUGACGUCAGUUCACAUAAAAAGUUACACUCAGUGGUCAGCGACUGUACUUGAGUACAGUCUAUCCUUUCCGAUUAAUUGAUGUUCCAGGACUUCUACUAUAUGCCCUGAUAUCGGUUUCAGUGAUUUUUGUGGAUACCUACUGAACGACUACGAUUACUGACCCAGUAAAUUUGGACAGGAUAUUUUUACUACUUUAUAAAAUGUUAUUAAAAGGCCUAAAAUAUGGCUUUUAAAUUGUUAACGUCUUGUUUUCUAACAAAAAAUAUUUAUGUUUUAGGGGUAUGUUUAUACAGUUUGGUAUAUAUGCGUGUAUAAUUCAAAAUUAAUAGUUUGUAGAACGUAAUUGAUAAAACAAUAAAAGUGUAGUAAUAUUGUGUUCUAUUUAGGCUCUAUUGUAUUUUUGUACUAUUCACUUUUGUUUGUAUUUUUAUAUCAGUCAUAAAUUGUAUCGGCACAUACAAACUUAUGACGAAUGCAGUAUGGCGACUCGUUUCGAUUUUAAUCACAUGUUAGAAAUAAUAACUGGGAUGACUAGCUUAAACUGCUUAGCGAGGCAUCAGGGUAAAGAUUUUUUAUUUGAACGGCGACGAGUUUUUUUUGAGUGGCUUUCAUGUAUGUUAUUUUUUUUAAUUAUAAACAUUUUGCUCAUGUACGUCUUAAUAACAGCAGCUGAGCUAACAAUGCUAUUAAUUUUUCUAUGUCAAUUAUCUUCCAUUGCUUCACAUUCCCUGUGACAUUCGUAACCAUGAUGCUGAUGAGUCUAUAAAAAACAGGUUGGUGGGUUUUUACACUUACGACUAAAUGAACUUCGAGCAGUUAACUUAUCUUAAUUUAAAAUAUAUUGACCACGUUUACAGCAUCUACACUUCCUUUCAGGUUAUAAAAGUUCAAAUUUCCAUUCACUUCCGUUACAAUGUUUUGUAAAAAAAUGUCGCCAUACUUAGCUAAAGAGAGCAUUAUUCCGUGGUUUUUAGUGACGAAAUCUGUAUGAUAUAAUACUGGUUUUCUAUUUGAUAUUUUUGCGUUAAGGUAUUUUCAUUACCUUACAUCUUAUAAUUAAUAACGCCUCGUUCUAGAGCAUAGGUCUUUCAUUGAAAAGAGUCUUUCUGAGCAUAGACCCACCAUGCUGCUCCACUGCGGAUUGGCGGGCUAGUGAGUCAUAGAAUGUUCGAAAUUUUCAAGGUCUUCAAUUCAUAUACGAUGGAAUCAAUUUAACAAAUCAGUCAGCUAAUAUCCGAAUUAAGGUAUUUUCAUUGUAUAAUGAUUGAAAAUAUCUAAAAAUGCCAAAUGAGUACGGUACGAUCGAAAUUUUCAAGGUCUUCAAUUCGUGGUACGAUCAAAGUUUAAAAAAAAACACUGGUGUAGUACAAGUUACUCGGAAUUUGGUUAGUCACUCGCAACACGCCAUUGGUAAAACAAUAUGACAGUAAACAUUAUUUAGGGGUUUAGUGUAUAAUUCCCAAUAUUACCUUUAUACGUAAUAUAUCGUUAUCAUCGUUACAAUAUAUAUAUAUAUAUAUAUAUACAC
Molecule: messenger RNA, 8567 nt
Organism: Pararge aegeria (speckled wood butterfly)
Lineage: Eukaryota; Metazoa; Arthropoda; Insecta; Lepidoptera; Nymphalidae
Exons: 26
Coding region: 233-6457 (2074 amino acids)
Biological process (GO): transcription by RNA polymerase III
Cellular component (GO): transcription factor TFIIIC complex
Molecular function (GO): protein binding
Source: RefSeq, a predicted model, not a curated record